Messenger RNA from Zalophus californianus (California sea lion), 1145 nucleotides. It is a transcript of the gene TRIAP1, whose product is annotated as TP53 regulated inhibitor of apoptosis 1. The record is from RefSeq and is a predicted model, not a curated record. NCBI's taxonomy places the organism in Eukaryota, Metazoa, Chordata, Mammalia, Carnivora, Otariidae. The transcript is spliced from 2 exons. The coding region runs from base 29 to 259 and encodes 76 amino acids.
AGAGCGCGCCGCUACUGCCGCCGCCGCCAUGAAUAGCGUAGGGGAGGCCUGCACCGACAUGAAGCGCGAGUACGACCAGUGCUUCAAUCGCUGGUUUGCCGAAAAGUUCCUCAAGGGGGACGGCUCCGGAGACCCGUGCACCGACCUCUUCAAGCGCUAUCAGCAGUGUGUUCAGAAGGCAAUAAAGGAGAAAGAGAUUCCCAUUGAAGGACUGGAAUUCAUGGGCCAUGGCAAAGAAAAGCCUGAAAGCUCUUCUUGACCUUGACAGUCACCUUGAAAAUAGACUCCUCCAAUCAGGAAAUUGAGGACACUGGAUUUCGGCAAUUAAGGCUGUGAAAAUAGCCAUCGAUUUGAUGAUGAGUUUAGGAGGAAGGAGUUUUCUUUCCUCCUUGAUUUCUCUCACUUGUAAAAGAUGAUGAACCCCAUCACUCUGCUAUGAGUUGAUUUCUCACUUGCUCUGGCAUCCUGCAGGAACUCCAUGUGCUUAAACUGAAUGACUUCUUGGGAUUAUGGUUGCAAUACUUGGUCUGGGAUCAGCUUUAAAUAUCCUUUGUAUGUAAAUACUGAUAAACCUGUCCAGAUGAUCAGGGCUGCCUGACCUCUUGAGUUUUGCUGCAAAGGACAUUAGGUACAUUGUACCUAAAGGGUUAUUAUUCAUGGAAACAAUUGGUUAGGAUCUCUCUUUUCUCUCAGGGAGCUAAAGCUCUGAAAAGGGAUCCCAGCACAACAGUUUUAAUCAAUGCUUGGGAGCACGGUUUUAUUUUUAUAAUAACAACUUUUAAGAUUGCUGGUGGACUGGUAGCCAAGAGGAAGACAGCUUUAAGAGUUCUCUGCCUUAAGAAGAGGUGUCAGAUUUCUGAUUAAGAUGUGAAAGCUUGAAGAAUGUUGCACACCAUUUCUGAGCUCAUAGUGUAGUUUAGGAAUGAAGAUCCUUGGAGUAACAAUGGAGAAAGAUCCUAAAUUGCAAAGAUUUGCUGUUGCCAGCUUUCAGCCCAAAUUAAGCAAGCGAACCUGUAUUAUCAUUAAACUGCCAAAAUGCUGCCUUUAGUAAAAUGGGAGAAGUUUGUUUUAUUUGCCUUGUGUACCUAUCCUGCCUGUAAUGUUUGUAAUCAUGAAGAUGGAAUAAACUGUAACAUUUAGUUUCA